GGGAACUCGGCGGUUGUGAGAGUCGCGUCGAAAUAAUCUCCCCUCUGAUAUAGUCGUGAAAAUAACGGUCGUUCUCUCUACAAAGUUCUAUGAUGUUGUGAUGUUUUUGUGAUCGCUUGUAAUUUUUGAUAACAGUCAUGAUUACGUUGACGGUAUUGAGCGCUGUUUUCGUGAUAGUGAGUGGUAGAAGUUUGACGAGUAUGGAACUCGCGCCGCGAGGUUGCGAGUGGCAGAUUCAACCGUUGCAAGAUGGCGAGAACGUAGAAGAACCAGUGCUCUACUGUCAAAUUAGGACUAUAAAUGCUGCCGAAUCACUUAUUGGAAAUUUAACGCAAUCGCAUGCCGAUCGCGUGACUAUCCUCGUGCUGGAAUGCAACGACGCUUUAUUUUUCGAAAGCACGCUCGAAACGAGACAGGGCGCCUUUUUAGCGUCUCUAAAAAAACUCAAAGAUCUUAGAAUCGAAAAUUGCAAGGUGAGACACAUACCCGCCGCCGCGAUGUCUUCCCUCAGGCAUUUACGUCGUUUCUCUUUGCGGUCGCACAACUCCGAAUGGUCGGCCAUGGCACUGGAACUACAUCCGGAAAGUUUUAGGGGCAUGAGUGAAAUUAGGAGCUUGGACCUCGCCGACAACAAUAUUUGGAACACUCCCCAAGAAUUGUUUUGUCCCCUCUAUAGCCUGACACGUCUCAAUUUGACCAAGAACAAACUUCAAGAUAUUUCCACUUUGGGAUUAUCAGACUGGGGCAAGGGGCCUCUGGCUCCCGGUCGCGCUUGUGUCAACGGAUUGGAAGUGCUCGAUUUAUCCGACAACGAUAUAAUAUCUCUCCCAGAUAAUGGAUUUUCGGCGUUACGCAGCCUGGAAUCCCUGUUUCUUCAAGAAAACGCCAUUUCCACCCUCGCAGACAGAGCCUUCGUCGGCCUGAAUGCUUUAAGGACCGUCAAUUUAUCCAGCAAUUGUUUAGUAGCGUUGCCACCAGAAUUAUUCCAAUCGUCUCGAGAUUUAACGCACCUCUACCUGCACAAUAAUUCGCUAAGCGUCCUCGCUCCCGGAUUGCUGGAAGGAUUGGAUCAGCUGCGGGUCCUUGACCUAUCCAACAAUGAGCUUACGAGCCGUUGGGUAAACAGGGACACGUUUUCGGGACUCGUGCGCCUGGUGAUUCUAAAUCUGAGCAACAACCAACUCUCCAGGAUCGACGGCAACCUAUUCCACGACCUGUACACCUUACAAAUGUUAAAUCUCGAACAUAACAUUAUCACUACCAUCGCCGAGGGAGCUUUUCAGGAAUUAAAAAAUUUACAUGGACUGACAUUGUCCCACAACAAAAUCGUGCGCAUCGAAUCGUACCAUUUCGGCGGUAUGUACGCACUAAAUCAGCUGCUAAUAGAUUCUAAUGAAAUUGAAUACAUCCACCCGAAAGCCUUCGAAAACGUGACGAAUCUGCAGGACCUGGGUUUGAAUGGUAACCUUUUAGGCGGCGUUCCCGCCGGUAUAGGCCAGUUAAGGUUCCUAAAGACGCUUGAUUUGGGUAAGAACCAUAUCGAAUCGGUUACGAACGCAUCGUUUGAAGGCCUAGACCUGCUUUAUGGCUUAAGGCUAGUCGAUAAUCACAUAGUGAAUAUAUCGAGAGACACUUUUUCCACGCUCCCGUUGUUGCAAGUGUUAAAUCUCGCUUCGAAUAGGAUCCGAUACGUCGAGCAAAGUGCAUUUUCGAGCAAUCCAACUUUAAAAGCAAUCAGACUAGAUUCGAACGAGCUCGGUGACAUAAGCGGCGUAUUUACCAAUUUACAGAGUUUGGUGUGGCUGAACGUAUCCGCAAACCGCCUUCACUGGUUCGAUUUUAGCCACCUGCCUGUCAGUUUGGAAUGGCUGGACAUGCACAGCAACAAAAUUCCCGAACUUGGAAAUUAUUACGACAUGACGAACAUGCUCAGCAUCAAAAUGCUAGAUGUGAGCUUCAAUUUGAUCACUCGUCUCGACGGCAACUCCGUACCGGAUAGCGUGGAAACUCUGUAUCUGCAAAACAACAUACUUACGGAAUUAGCCCCUAACACUUUUAUUAACAAGAAUAGAUUGGAGAAGGUGGUUUUGUAUGGGAACAAAAUUAAAUACUUAGACUUAGCGGCACUAAGUUUAACUCCUGUGCUUGACGACAGAGACUUGCCCCAGUUUUAUAUAGGUGGAAAUCCUUUUUAUUGUGACUGCAAGAUGGAGUGGUUGCUUAGGAUCAACCACUUGAGUAAUCAGAGGCAGUACCCGCAAGUUUUGGAUCUAGACGACGUAAAAUGCGAGUUGGCACAUUCAAGAGGCUCUCCACCGCAGCCUUUGCUCAAGCUGAAGCCGUCCAACUUCUUGUGUCAAUACCAAACCCAUUGCUUCGCGCUGUGCCACUGCUGCGACUUCGAUGCCUGUGACUGCGAGAUGACUUGUCCCGACCGAUGUUCAUGCUACCACGAUCAUUUGUGGUCGUCCAACGUGGUGGACUGUAGCAACGCAGGAUACAACACGGUCCCUGAAAAAAUUCCUAUGGACGCCACCGAGAUUUACCUCGACGGGAACGACUUAGGCGAACUAGGCAGCCACGUUUUCAUCGGCAAAAAGAAACUUGAAAUUUUAUAUUUAAACAACAGCAACGUGAAAGCUUUGCACAACAGAACAUUCAACGGCGUCACCUCGUUGAAAGUACUGCACAUAGAGAACAACGAACUAGAGGAAUUGAGAGGUUUCGAAUUCAACGAGUUGAACAAUAUAAACGAACUCUACUUGGACCACAAUAAAAUAGAGUUUGUUGGCAACCAGACAUUUCGUAAUAUGAGCAAACUUCAAGUCCUUAACUUGGACGAGAACAAAAUAACGGAUUUCGCCCCUCUGCAGCUCACACAGGAAAAAUUGGAUUACCACCCCCGAGUGACCGUUAACGGGAACAAAUGGUCGUGCGACUGUGACUCGCUAAGUCGCCUCGCUUCCUGGAUACGAACAUCGGGUACCGACUCGUCGAAAAUGCUGUGCACCGGGGAUUCGGAUACAGUAGCCGUAGCUAUGACUCGCUGCGAAGAUUUAGAGAACGCUAUCGCCACUUCGGUAGUUCAAAAUAAAAUUAUCAAGAACAAUCAGUUGUUUGGAGGUAGCUUUGUGCCGCUCCUAGCCGCCACCCUCGUCUCGGUCAUUAUCGUCUGUCUGCUCGUCGCGAUAGUGUUCGUGUUUCGGCAAGAAGUGCGUCUGUGGGCCCAUUCCAAAUACGGUGUACGUAUUUUUCAGGACAUAUCGAGCGUGCGUGUCGACGAUGACGACCGUGAUAAACUCUACGAUUGUUACGUGGUAUACAGUCUCAAAGACGAUGACCUAGCGUCGAAAAUAAUCGCGUCCGAACUGGAACAGACGGGCCACACCUUAUGUUUGCAUUACAGAGAUCUGCAUCUCAUCAGUGGCGUCUCGUUUCUUACCGACGCCAUGGUCGGCGCCGCCGAUGCGUCCCGGAGGGUGUUAUUUGUGGUUUCGCCUUCCCUAAUAAGUAACGAAUGGUCCAAACCGGAGUUCAGAACAGCCUUGCAGGCAGCACUGCGCACCACGUUCAGGCAACGUUUGAUUUGCGUGCUCAGCGGCGAUCCAUUGGAGCCGAUGGAUCCAGAACUAAGGGCGUUGUUGCGGGCUUGCACCGUUACCAGAUGGGGCGAGCGCCGAUUCUGGGAAAAGCUACGUUAUGCCAUGCCAGACGUGACCAACAAUCAAUCGGUGAGACGUCAAAAGAAGCAAGGAGAGAUUAGAUGCAAACCGGCGCCUAGGUAUUGCGCUACUCCCGUUGUACACGACUCUUGGUACAAGUAUCAAGCUAUGCCUGGGGUUCACACCACAACGCUGACGCCGACGCCCACGCAGAGCACUUACGUUUCGGGGGAAUCGGCUAGGAGUACCGAGGAUGAAGCGGGUUCCAGCGCCAGCAGUCAGCAUUAUGGUUCCGAGCAGCUAAACCACAGCUACGUUUCGAUCAACGGCAGGCCUCCUCAGUACAGUCAGUAUCCCCCUUGCAGAUCAGAACAUCCCCAUCAUGUGUACUCCACGAUACCCGACUCCCAGCCCCAGUCGAGGACGUACUUUGUUUAAAAUGGGCGGUGAUUACUAUUUUCGAAGGCUGUUUCAACUUGUUUCGCUAAGAUUUUAUAUCUUGAGAUUUAUUAUAUUGCUAUAUUAUAUGGAUGUUGCAAAAGAAUCUCAAAUUUUUCGGUAGCUGAUAAAAUGAUUACUGUGUAAUAUUUAUUUAUGUAUAUAUUUUGUAAAUAUCGUCAGAGAUUAUAACUAUACACAGUACAUUGAGUGUACCAAAUUGAUGAACGCUUAUUAGUCAUUAAUUUUAAUUGACUCUGUAAAUAUUUCUAUGUAAUGAUUUUCCGAUUUUACUAAAGACUGUUAUAUAAAUACUGUACAUUGAUAUU
This is a messenger RNA of Cylas formicarius (sweet potato weevil), 4429 nucleotides long. Its product is annotated as toll-like receptor Tollo. Gene Ontology annotation, molecular function: protein binding. The transcript has a single exon. Bases 138 to 4100 code for a protein of 1320 amino acids. The record is from RefSeq and is a predicted model, not a curated record. Gene Ontology annotation, biological process: signal transduction. NCBI's taxonomy places the organism in Eukaryota, Metazoa, Arthropoda, Insecta, Coleoptera, Brentidae.